Molecule: messenger RNA, 960 nt
Organism: Naegleria lovaniensis
Lineage: Eukaryota; Heterolobosea; Eutetramitea; Acrasida; Naegleriidae
Exons: 2
Coding region: 1-960 (319 amino acids)
Molecular function (GO): calcium ion binding
Source: RefSeq, a predicted model, not a curated record
AUGCCUUUCGCCUUCUUAGAUUCUCUCUCAAUAACUGUAAAACGUGCUGCCGAUCUUGAAGCUGCAGAUUUCAAUGGUAAAAGUGAUCCCUAUGUAUUGGUUCAAGCCAAAUCUCUUUCAACCGAUGCCAUUCCAUCCUAUCUGAAAGAUAUUGCUAAAGGAUGGAAACAAAAGACGAGCGUCAAGAAAAAGAAUUUGAAUCCGGAGUGGAAUGAAACCAAGACUUUUUAUCAUUUGGAUUAUUUGGAUAAGAAGAAUGAAGGAAUCAAGUUGUUGUUCAAGGUCUAUGAUUGGGAUAUGCUUUCCCGAGAUGAUUUCAUUGGCAAAGCCGAAUUGAUCCUUCACAACGACAAACUCGAACACGAAAAGGUCUAUGAAGAAACUCUAAAAUUACAAGAUGUCAAAAGUGGUACCUUGUACAUUUCGUACAAAUUAUGUCGACACGAACAAUACGUGUUGGAUCAUGAGUACAGUUACAUUCCACUCGGAACCAACCCUAAUUUGGCUGCACAAUUAUGUGUCCCCAAAGAUUUCACCAUGCUCUCCUCAAGUGAAGUUUCCGGAUCUCAUGCAGCAGUGUUGGCCAACAUGAACACUGGACAUGUCAUUGUAGUCACUUAUUGUAAAAUUGGUGAAUUGAAUUGGGAUCAAGUUUCCAAGAAUUUGACAGAAGAACGUUUUCGUGAAAUGAAAAAGGAAUAUUCGAAAGUGGAAAUUGGAGAAAAGAAGGAUCUUGUGCCUGAAGCUCAUGCAAAGAAUAAGGAAAUUACACACAUUUUGGAAAUACCACUUACAGUUGAAAAGAAGGGAUUGGCCAUGUUUGCCACAAUGAGAAUGGUCGGCCAUUCGAAUGGUGUCUUGAUGAUCUAUGUGUAUACUGAACCAAAAACUGGCUUCGGUAGUUAUAGAAAGGGAGAGGAUUAUGUGAAGAAAGUUUCUGAGAAUUCUACUGUGUAUUAA